Molecule: messenger RNA, 640 nt
Organism: Xylona heveae TC161
Lineage: Eukaryota; Fungi; Ascomycota; Xylonomycetes; Xylonales; Xylonaceae
Exons: 4
Coding region: 126-482 (118 amino acids)
Source: RefSeq, a predicted model, not a curated record
AGCCCGUCCGCUCCUCGAAGAAGCAUUCCUUUAAACUUCAUCAAAUAAUCAAUCAAUCGCUUCAAAUACACACCCCAGAAUCUUAUCCAACCUUUUACUUCACUUUUCAAAUCACAUAAAACAAAAUGUCUGCUGGAAUGUCCAACGUCGGUGGUCGAGGCACCUACGAGGCCGGUGACCAGCGCAACGCGCCCGCCUCCGCUAUCAAGACUGCGGAGAGAUACGAGGAGGGCCAGGUCCACAGCCACAGCACCUUGGACUCCAAGGACGAGAGAUCUAUUGCCAACAAGCUCGCUAGCGAGUCAAAGAGCGGUCCUGGAAAAGAGCCGAAAGAAGUUUCGGAGACCAAGAAGGACUCAACACUUCCUGCCAGGAACCACGGCAACGAGCCCAGCAAGGGCGCCAAGAUUGACCAGGAAUUGAAGGAGGAGGAAGAAGCUGCCGUUUCUAAGAAGGGUGGCUUCGGCUCCAAGGCCCAAUAAGCAUUGACGAUACGAAAUUCUUUUUAAAAGCGAUUUAUGGCGUUUAUGAUGCAUGAUGCUCUUGCAUUCAGUUUCAAAAGAUAUCCCUUUUGUGGCUGCCAGCAGGCCUAUGUAAAUAUAUCUCUAAUCGGGAACCAAAAAUUUUAUUUCCCUUUUGA